AUGAAGACGGAUCGCCGGAGUGUGGUUCUUGUGUCCUCUGUGGCUCCGCCUGUGGGUGCUACUCGAGGGCAUCGCAGUCUCGGGGACGGGGAGAACCUGGCCCUUGGAAUAGUUGGGAGGCGCUCUGGCUCUAUUCAGGAUCGCACAAACAUCAACACCAGAGGGUGGAAUAACUCGACAAGGGCUUCACCCUUAUGGAAGCGUAAAACUCAGGAAAACAAGGAGAAUGGCAAAUUGCCGAUAUCGAAAAAGUUUCAGCAUGUCCAGAGCAAGCUUGCAGCGCCCGUCUUCACUCAGCGUCGCCUCAAGCAAGUGGAGGUUGCGGAGAAACCAGGGGCCGCUUCAACCGGAGGUCCCUUGCAGGCCGCAGCCGACGUCCUCAACGUGGCAGCUCCCUCGGCACGAGCUGUCCCUUCAGAGAACACGUGUGCCAAUGGUCCCCUAACGUCAGUUCCUUUCGACUUUUUCGUGACGAGGCGUUCCCGCGGACUGCAGCAGCAACCAGAGGAGGACUUUUUCACGGACCACGAGCAACUUAGCUCUAACUUCGCAGCCCUGGGACCGAACGUACGGAGCAUGGGCGAUGGUCCUGACCAACAGCAGACCUUAUGCAUACAGGCCGCGCCGUUAACCAGCCCCUUGCCAGAGAGCUUGCUGCAAGGCUACGCUGCCACUUUGUCGCCGCAAGCCCACGGCGAACCGAAUGGUGACAAUGGCCCUAUGCAGCAGCCCGUGGCAAACAAGGACCUCGAGGGCGACAAGGAUGCGGCGAUUGCGCCAUGCAAACCAGAGCUCACAACGGGAAUUGGAGAGUUUGAUACCUUCGAGCUCAGCGUGUCCAUUGCGUCCGCUGGUGUCACAGCUGCAGCCCAAGCCGACAGUCCUACGGGGAGCGCGGCCAGCGUGGCUUUUUGGGGCAGGGUGUCAGACAAGGACUCGGAACACAGCCGCGAAAGCCCUGUAGCAGCACCGCUUCUUGCAGGCGGCGUUGAGGCAGAGCACCUGGACGAAUCAUCCCCUAGUGCCAAGAGCACAGAGCACGCGGCUGAUGGCUCGUCCAGUGCCCCUAGUGUGCCGCCUAGCCCUAUUGAGGUUAUCUCACCUGCAGCGGCCUCACCUGAAGGUGCUAUGCUAUCCCCUGGGGGUAGGUUCAGUCCCCAGGCAGCGGCUGCAGGACCGACGGCACCGUAUUCACACCAGCAAUCAGCUGGCCUAAGCUUUGCAUCCCGGCCAGCGCAGCCUGUCGCGUAUGCAAAAUGGGCAACUCUUGCCGGGAAGGUGGAACAAACUCCUGGCGGAUUAUCGGAUUGUCAUGGUCCCACAAAUAUGUACGCCGAUUCACCGCAGCAGUCGGCCGGCCUCAGCGUGGUCUCGACCUUGCAGCGGGCGGUGGCUUUCGAUGUUUGGGCAUCUGUCCAGCGUGCGCGUGCAGCUCAGUCGGCAGCUGGCGACAUGCACAGCCCCCCUGGGCCCUAUGCACCGUCACCAUUGUCCUCUGUGGGACCCGACACGGUGGUCAAGCCUGGUCCGGCAGGUUCCUGGAUCCACAGCCCAGCAAGCACGCCGGUAAAUAGGGCUGAGAGUAGCACCGACGACAGAUCACCUGCAGCACACAUCCGGUGCAACCCGUUGUUUGAGAUUGAUUCGCCUGCUUCCAGCAUAUCGGCCUUGCCGGAACGGGCAGACGCGCUCGGCGGCCUGGCACCGACACCUUCCCCUUCGCCAGCACGCAUGCUGUCGGCACCGAGCCUGGCAUCGACGCCGAUGUCCGCGUUCAGUCAGGUGCAUCGCAGCAGCCUUACAAGCCCCAUGGGGGAAUGCAGCCCAGGACACUUCGACGCCAGCGUGUUCGAUGCAGUUGGCACGCCAACCUCUGCUCUGGCCAUGCCGGGCCCUGAGCUGCAGACGUCUACUGAGACUGCCUUCCCCACGAACACGGGUAAUGUUGGAGCAACGGCCCAGCCUUCAUGUCCAGAGGAGCCGUCAAGGGAUCUGGAGGCCAAAUGUCCUGAUAUUUCACAGUCUCCGAUGCAGGGUGAGGCGAGCUGCUUUGGGCCGACGGUUAACAACAUCGACAGAGGAGAAAACCGCUCGCCAUCACCAAGCGAAUCUGCACCCCGCUCUCCCUCAUGCACUACACCUAAACUUGAGGAUCCUGCAGUCGUGCUGGAGGAGGUUCGCCCUAGGGCGACCUCUUCUGCCAGCCCGAAGGAGAUGUCAAGCCCAGCCGCUGACAGUGUGAUAACCACCAAAUUUGCAGCUAGCCCUGUCGAGGAAUGCAAUUCCCAUGGGAGCACGGGCGCAGAGGUUCCACCCGCGAUGCAAACGACCCAUGGUGGUCUGGCUGAUACGGACACGGAGGACUUGAAUCCUGAGCAGUCGCCAUCAACGUCCGUGUAUGCAACGCCGCUUGGCGAGUUCCCAACACCCACAACGCUUGCAUCACUCUGCAGUGCAAUUUGUCUGACUGGCAUGCAAACGGGUGCUGGCGUGUACACGCCGAGCGGUCAGGGACAUCUUGCGGGCGCUGCAGUUUCUUCGGAUUUCACAUUCGGCUUUAGAAACAUGCAGCUUGUUGGCAGCGACCCGCGCUUGGAGGCUCCAACGCCAGUGCUGGGUCCCGGUGUGCCAGCACCGACAGAUGGGGCCUCUGCAUCACACGUGGCACCGGCACUUGGAUUAGGACUGCAGUUCGGCACGGGCUUUGGCUCGCCCCUGCCAUUGACACAGCUUACGCCCAUGCAGAUGCGGGCCUUGGACCAGAUGGCAGGCCGCGUGAUCGCUGCUUUGAGCCCCGCCCGAAAGCCGGUUUCUCCACGCGGUCAAAGUUCUGUUCUUGGGCAUGUGGACGCUGUGCAAGAACCCUCAGCGUCGGACGCCGAGCCUCUCCUUGGGCGCACAGCUGUUUCCGCAGCCUUUAACUUGGCUCAGCUGCUGGCAAACCUGCGGUCGCCACUUCCUGCGCCGGUGCACCAAAGAAGUCGGUUUGCGCCAGACCAAGAACGCACGGACACUGCAUCUGCGGGGGUUGUGGAGAGCUCAGCAGGCUGGGCAGAGGAUGUUCCGGCAAGCAUCUCGCCAAGUGAUACACAUACUACGGUCGGGCCUGCCAGUAACGGCGAUGCCGCCCCGGUCCCUGUUGCGUCACCCAUGCCUAACUUCGCCCGCCUUAUGGCGUUCCUAAACGGGUGCGGCCGUGCCGCCACCGCUCCAGCGGGUGGUACAGACCUGUCGAGCCGCCAGGCGCAAUCGGAUGAAGCGGAGAUUCCGCCAGGCGCUUGCGAUUCGAGGGCGGCAGCAGUUGACUUGGGACAGCUGCUCGCGCACCUGCACUCUCCACUGCCCAACCAAUCGGAGGCGCCAUCGGGGGACUCUGGCAUCGGUUCUGGCUGUGUCGACAGCCCCAUCACGGCGCACGGCGGCCACGAUUCGCCUGCAACAUCCGAGGCAGCCAGCUUUGGUUUCAGUACCGCCGCAAAGCAAAUGGCUUCCCGCAUUACGCCGUCAACGACGCCGGGAGGAGGCGGCAUCAGUUUCGUCCGUUGGGCUCAGGAGACCGGGCCACCAUCGUUCCGCCUUGACAGUGAUGCGCCUCACGUCCGGGGGAGACUCGCCCGCACGCCUCCGACACCCAUGAGCUUUAGCUUCGGCGUGCCCUUUGGGAUGGCACCACCCAACGAUGAAAUCACGCCGGCCGUUGGCAACGGUCGUUUGGCCCACUUGCGUUCGUCGCUUGCAACGGUGGAUGCGGGACGGCCGCUCUACAGUACGUCAGCGUCGCCUGCAAGGAGCCGUGCGUCCUUCAGCUUCAAUGCAACUCCUGCGAACGGGAGGGUGCCCAACGGCAGCGCUACCGGUUCACCUGCCUUUUCGUUCGGCGCGCAGAUGGGAGCACCAAAUGCAUGUGUCGCCACGCCGACGGCGCCUUUCGGGCCCAAUGCGGCUCAGGACACGUUUAGGCCCACAGAAGUUGAUGCAGCAGAGAGCGCCGUGCGGGGCAAUGUACGGAAUCACGUCGGCAACAUGAUAUGCCAGAACAGGGACAGUCCAGCUAUAUCUCUCGGCAUUUGGCGGCCUAUUCCUUUUGGUGGAGAGCCGCUCGUUGGCCCUGAGCACUCGAGCCAGACGCCCUCACAACGAGGCUUUACUUUUGACAAUGUCGCUUCAUCCCUGAUGGCCACACCCAUGUGGCCCGGUCUGGGUGCUGCUGCAACGAUCAAAUUGGCAACGGAUAGGCCCGAUGCGGACUUCAUUCGGGACAUGGGCAUCGCAUUAGAGCAGUUGGCGGUGGCUGCGUCGCCGACCCUGUUCAACAUGACCGCCCAGGGAAGUCCCCAGCAGUCGCCGGGGAUCAGCUCAAGUUGUGAAACCAUUCAUGCAGACAGAGGGUCUGCAACCGACGGGCUUGGCGCGUCUGGGGCGAGCUUGCAGGACGAUGUCUACACACCGGCGGCUGCCUUCCUCUGGACAACCCUCUUGGGCAACCUGUGCUCACCCAUGCCUGCGGGCGUGCAUGCCCGUUCUUACCAUGGCCAGCAAACAAAGCAGCAGGCUCCACCCGCUGCCGAUGCUCCGUCCUCCCUUGGCACAUUACCAGCAGGGGCCUUGGUGGAUGCAUUGUCAUCAACAUCAAUCGGGUCUGUGCCCGACUCUCUGGGUCCGGCCGACCCACUCUUGGCCAACGAGGUGACGGGUUUUGUAACCCCGCCGCCGUACGAGGACCUCCCAGACCUGAUCGCCCGCGGACUGUGUCUUUCCGCCCCGGCUCCCGCCCAACCAUUGGAAGACGUUUUCGUGCCAGGCCUCGCGCCCGACACAUGCAGUGUCAUCGGUGAGAACCCCACCCCGCUGGUGUGCCGAGCAUCAUGUGAGCACCUUCCUGCAAACUUGCUGCCUGCCGCUUCGGACGUUCCACUGGAAGAAGUUGGUGUGCUGGGCCAGCUUUUCCAGCCAGUGGAUGAGCUGCAAGCAGCUACAGCGGGAGCAGCUUCUGUGGACAGCCCAGAUGCGUUUGUGCAGUCGCCUUCCGGGCAGCUAAUCAUCGAAUCCAGUAGCGACAGCAACAGGAACAGUGCGGGGACAUUGUACGCCGCAAAUAUGACAGCAAGCGAUCUUACAGCGUUGGACGUUGCAGGCCCACAGGAGAGCGCUUGCGGUGGCGCCCCAGACAUCCGCGAAGACUCAGUUCGCAGCUCGCCGGUGUUCAGCUUCCAUGUGGCGUCUGAGGGCUCCGUGAGAAGCGUGGGCUCCACGGUCCCUGUAGCAGCGGCAGUGCCCAGCACCGAUAUGGAGAACCCUGUGCUCGACGAUGCCUUGAACGAUAGCAGCUAUGGCAUCAGGCAGCCCCAGGAGGACGGUGAAUACCGCCAGUGCGACACACCAGCCGAAAGCACUCCGCAGCCUAAGGGCAUUACGUUCUCCGUGGAUGCAGUGCCUCGUCUCCUUUUCGAUGCCAGCGUUGACAGUAAGGCAGCGGCAGCCGAGCACCGUGACCGAGUCACGCUGGAGGCCUGCAAUCGACGCAUCCGCGCUAAUGCCGACCUGCUCCUUGAUUUUCAGGGUUCGCCAGGACACAUCGCACCCACGGUGCCUGUAGCCUCUGUCACCGGCACCAUUACGCCUCGCUUGAAGGCCGCCGGCCUGUCCGCUGCUUGGCAAGGCACCCACGCGCAAGUGGGUCAUACCCAGAAGAACUGGGAAGAGCCGCAUGGUACCUGCAGUCAUCUGCUAGCUCAUACAACGACUGCAUUGCAGGUUGGGUCGGCUUCGGUCGCCACAGCCCCUGAUGACGGUCAUAAACCCAAGGAUUUGUCUGUGACAGCGCCUGGUGCAGCAGUCGCCUCAGCUCCCCAGGCCCUGUCGGCAGAUUCCUCUACUACUGGUCAGCUUGGCGCAGCAGCUUCCGCGCUAGAGGGCAAGGACUUUGCGGAAGGGGCACAAGCUGGUCCACGCGCGCGUGCAUUACAGCAGGGACAGGGCCCGCCUUUGCAACAGCUGGUUGCCACCGGCAUCGAGCAUGCGCUGGCCUCCGCCACGGCAGUGGUUGUGCAGCACAGCAGCAUAGCGGCAGUGGGCCAUCUUCCCCUCAGCCAUCGGCUGGGGCUUUGGCCGGCUGCCGCUUGGGGCAUCCCGUGCAUUCCGCCUACGGCCGCAGCUUCAAGCGGCCCAGUGGCCGCUGGCUCGGCCAACUCAGGCCUGCCACGAGAGGUGGCGAAUCAGGUACAGGCCGACACUAUCUGUCCAGCGCCGCAUGCAGCAGCUCAGGCGAAGCCUGCCUUCACGAGCCGCGAUGUGCAGACGACCCCUGGCCUAAUCAAGAUGGAUCUGGAUUACGAUGGCAAGGUGGACGGCGGACUGGCGACGCAAGCUUCUGAAAAGCAGCGUGACAGCGCUCCUGGGCAGCCUGGGCUGGCAUUGCAAGGACUGGGGAACGCUGUCAAUCGCAAACAGGUUUAUCGGUCACGGAUCCCCUUGCCGGGGGGCACCAUUGCGCCUAUGCCCGCUGCCAGCAGCUCUACCACCCAGGAGUCCGGAGCUAGCAAGGCCUCAAAUAGUGACGGUGAGGAGUCGAGUGGAGGCACAGGGCCGGCGGCCACGGAACGCGUGGUGCGUUGGCGACGAUUGUUGAGCUGCCCAGCCGCCGCUGGUGGACCGCGGCGUGUGCUCGUAAAGCGUGACAUGCAGCGCAACCCCGUGCAAGAGGCCGCCGAGUUUACAACGUCCGGAGCUAGCAAGGCCUCAGAUAAUGACGGUGAGGAGUCGAAUGGAGGCACAGGACCGGCGGCCACGGAACGCGUGGUGCGUUGGCGACGAUUGUUGAGUUGCCCAGCCGCCGCUGGUGGGCCGCGGCGUGUGCUCAACCCCGUGCAGGAGGCCGCCGAGUUCACAACACUUGGGGAGGAAGAGAUGCGGCGACGGGCGCAUGUCAUGGGCAUGCGAAUUAGCCCGUACCUUCGGACGAAACCACCCAGGGUUCGCCCGCCGGAGGCUCCUACGGCCCAAAAGGGUUAAACGCGUAUAUUGGGGAAUGUGGGCAUUUCGUCCAAGGGUCCAAUGCAUGUGUCGUGAGGAAAGCAUUGCUCUCGCAUAGGACCAGGGGAAACAAAAGCAUAUGUGUGUUCUUAGCUUCCGUCAAUGGUCAGUGCAAUCACCUGUUGACGUAAUGCUGAAUGAUGUGUAGUAGCGGCGUAGGUAUGCUGUGCCUGCUACUCAGCCAGCUCCCAAACCCACGCUCUUAACUGCAUAAUUCCUCGCCUGAGGCGCAGUGGUUUCCCCGGAGGUGAAUAUGAAUAUUGGUGGAAGAAAGGGAUGCUAGAUGGACGGCUGGUUGGGAUUGUGACGUUUAGGAAGAUACCCCGUGUACCUUCCUUACGGGACUGCCGUGCAAACUGAUAAGCUGUAGUCCUGGACCGGCCGUGGUUCGGUAAACCUCACCGUCUACGACGAUUUAGGUUAAGGUUUUUAGACAUCAUGGCGUUUGUCUGUUAGUGGUGGGGAUGCUAAUGUGCAUCACGUGGGUGGUGUGGCUGUGUUUUGUACUUGUCGUGAGAGCAGAUGUGUUGCGCGUCUUCUGCAAUACGUCCCAUGCAUAGCGGUGUGCUUGGCCACCAAGUUAACGGUUACAUGUGCUUGCCGGUGCGUGAUACUGCUUGCAAACCUUUUGGCCAACCCUGCUCAUUGGCCGCUAUAACCUUGCGGCCACCACAAUGAAAUCAUUUAUGUCCUGUCCAGUGCUAAAGCACGAUAUUGCUGCACACGCUUCGUUGCAAGACGGCAUCAAGGUUGCCGCACGAUGCACGGACCCCUACCCCGUUGCAGCAUGAAGCAAGAUCAGCGUAAAAAUGACACAUUCCAUCACACUCCAGGACUUGGUUAUUGCACUUUGCAAGGAUGAAGGUCGCGUUGCGAUAGUCUCUUUCAUCACACGCUGCACAUUUUAAGGUUCGCCAACUCC
This is a messenger RNA of Volvox carteri f. nagariensis, 7954 nucleotides long. RefSeq lists its product as uncharacterized. The transcript has 9 exons. Lineage: Eukaryota; Viridiplantae; Chlorophyta; Chlorophyceae; Chlamydomonadales; Volvocaceae. The coding region runs from base 1 to 7011 and encodes 2336 amino acids. The record is from RefSeq and is a predicted model, not a curated record.